This is a messenger RNA of Plasmopara halstedii, 2154 nucleotides long. Its product is annotated as probable pre-mrna-splicing factor atp-dependent rna helicase-like. Gene Ontology annotation, molecular function: RNA binding; ATP binding. The coding region runs from base 1 to 2154 and encodes 717 amino acids. Lineage: Eukaryota; Oomycota; Peronosporomycetes; Peronosporales; Peronosporaceae. Gene Ontology annotation, cellular component: intracellular anatomical structure. The transcript has a single exon. The record is from RefSeq and is a predicted model, not a curated record.
AUGGCAGACCGUAAGCGAAAGGUAGAUAUUGGCGACUUAGAUAGCUCCCAAAAGAAGAAGCGCAAAAGCAGGUUCUCAGAUGCACCGCCGACUGAAAGUCUCUCGAAUUCGGGCAUAAACCCACUGACGGGUGGGCCGUUUUCAGCCCGAUACCAGACGCUGUUGGCUCAACGUCAGAAGCUACCGGUGCAUCAGUUCUUAGAAGAGAUUAAAAAAGCCGUCAGUACACACCAAGUCAUUGUCGUAGAGGGUGAAACAGGGAGUGGCAAGACCACACAAAUUCCACAGUUCCUUACGCUACUACAAGCUGGUAGCGGCAAAAUGGUAGCUUGUACACAGCCACGCCGAGUAGCUGCCAUGAGUAUCGCGAAGCGCGUAGCUGAAGAGAUGGACGUGCUGCUUGGACAGGAAGUGGGAUAUACAAUCCGGUUCGAGGACGUCACCAGUCAGCGAACCAAGUUGCGCUUCCUCACGGAUGGUAUGCUUUUGCAACACGCAAUGAGCGACCCGCUACUGUCCAGUUAUUCGACAAUUUUGCUAGAUGAAGCUCACGAACGUACGUUAAGUACCGAUAUUCUCUUUGGUUUGCUCAAAGAGGUGCUACCAAAGCGUCCAGAUCUUAAGGUAGUGGUCAUGAGUGCGACACUCGAUGCUGUAAAGUUUCAAAAGUAUUUCGAAGGCGCCCCGCUAAUUGCCAUUCCCGGACGUACCUUUCCUGUUGAGAUUUUUUAUACGCCUGAACCAGAACGUGAUUACUUGGAGGCAGCCGUGCGUACGGCUGUUCAAAUUCAUAUAUGUGAGGACGAAGGAGAUGUGCUGCUCUUUCUAACUGGUCAAGAGGAGAUUGAAAAUGCCUGUCGUCAAAUUCGUGCCGAGGCUGAAGCACUAGACUCGACUAAAUACGGACCACUUGAUGUGUACCCGUUGUACUCAGCAUUAACGCCACAGCAACAGCAGCUUAUCUUUAAGGAGGCUCCACCACCACGCUUUCCAGGCGGCCCAAAAGGCCGCAAGAUUGUCGUUUCAACAAAUGUGGCGGAAACUUCACUAACUAUUGACGGGAUAGUGUACGUCAUUGAUCCUGGUUUCUCCAAACAGAAGGUGUACAACCCACGCAUUCGUGUUGAGUCACUGCUGGUGUCGCCUAUUUCUCGGGCUUCGGCCAAGCAGCGAGCUGGUCGUGCUGGUCGAACGCAACCGGGAAAGUGCUUUCGUUUAUAUACCGAGCAGUCCUUUAUGCGUGACCUGGAAGAGCAAACGUAUCCGGAGAUUCUAUGCUCUGAGAUGAGUGGUGUCGUACUUACUUUAAAACAGUUAGGUAUCGACGAUCUUGUACACUUCGACUUUAUGGACCCUCCUGCUCCUGAAACCCUUAUGCGCGCGUUGGAAAUGUUGAACUAUCUCGGUGCACUUGACGACGACGGUGAUCUUACGGAUCUUGGUCGUCAGAUGGCCAUGCUGCCGGUACUCCCGCAGUUAGCCAAGAUGCUUAUCUCGUCGGCAAAGUAUCAGGUGCCACAGGAGGUGGCCACGAUCGUGGCGAUGCUAUCAGUUCAGGAGCCAUUUGUCCGUCCGAAGAAUGACGCCAAGGCCGCUGAUGAGGCUAAAUCUACUUUCGCUCACACUGAUGGCGACCACCUUACUCUGCUGAAUGUUUUCCACGCAUAUAAACUGAACAACGGCGACGUCAAGUGGUGCUACCAAAAUUAUUUGAAUAGUCGAUCACUUCAAAGUGCGUCAAACGUGCGCGACCAGCUAAUUCGCAAUAUGAAGCGCUUAGAAAUGCCAACUCAGUCAACUCUAGACAUCCACUCACCUCACUACUAUCCCAACAUUAUCAAGUCAUUAGUGUCGGGAUUCUUCACGCAAGUUGCACAUAAGGAUUCUAGUAAAAACUACAUGACUGUGAAGGAUAACCAGGUCGUGCAUCUGCACCCCUCGUGCGUGCUGGAUAAGGAAUCCGACUGGGUUGUCUACAACGAGUUCGUGAUCACCAGCCGUAACUACAUUCGUCUGAAUACUCGCAUCAUGGGCGACUGGCUUGUGGACAUUGCGCCUCACUAUUUCGACCUGACUAAUUUUCCUCCUGGUGAGACCAAGCGUGAACUUGAGUCGCUAUAUCGUCGCAUGAAUGCCCGUGACAAAUCGAAGUAA